UGCGCAGUGGAGAGUUUCAGAGCGACCGCGCAGAAAGGAGAGCGAGAGGAGAGAGGAAGGGAGAAGAAGGAGGUGUCGGACCUGCUCCACUGGGAUUCGGCUGCAGCUCGGCGCUCGGUGCUAUCGGCGGGCUCAGCUCACAAAAGCGGGACGGGGCUGCAAAAUCCUCUACAUGGCUGUGAGCGGCGUCUCGUAGUUUGGUCCUCUUCGGUCAGUCAAGGCUCCGCUUGGAUGAAAUUUGGAAACAUAUCACCGAAAAAAGGGAGCGUUCAUGGGGAGACUCGUCGCGCAAAGCGCCCGGACUGUCUGACUGGAGCAUUUGGACGUUUUUAGAGCUGUCUGCCCAGGUUGCAGACCAAAGCGUGUACCUUUUUCUUUUCUUUUUUUUUUUUUUUUUUUUUUUUUUUUUUUUUGCUUUUAGCUGGGUCCGUGUAGUUUUUCGGGGCUCCGGUCAUGGCGGACCAGGAGGAGACGUUUGCCGUGCAGAACUCUCCGGGAGGUUCGGAUUCAAGGGAAUUACAGAACGACAAUAAACCCGAGAAACAGACCGGGACUUCGGGGAAAUCCCCAUCAUCGCAGACAACUUACAUCCAGCAGGGAAUGGAAGGCAUAAAGGUCUACCUGCACGAAAGGGAACUGUGGAUCAAGUUUCACGAGGUGGGCACGGAGAUGAUCAUAACCAAAGCUGGACGGAGGAUGUUCCCCAGCUUCAAGGUUAAGGUGACCGGAUUAAACCCCAAAACGAAGUACAUUCUUCUGAUGGACGUGGUUCCUGCAGACGAUCAUCGAUACAAAUUUGCCGACAAUAAAUGGUCCGUGACCGGGAAGGCAGAGCCCGCCAUGCCCGGGAGGCUCUACGUCCAUCCGGACUCCCCGGCGACGGGGGCGCACUGGAUGAGGCAGCUGGUCUCCUUCCAGAAGCUGAAGCUGACCAACAACCACUUGGACCCGUUCGGACACAUCAUCCUCAACUCGAUGCACAAGUACCAGCCGAGGAUUCACAUCGUGAAAGCGGAUGAAAAUAACGGCUUCGGCUCCAAAAACACGGCCUUCUGCACUCACGUUUUCCCGGAGACGGCAUUCAUUGCGGUCACGUCUUACCAGAACCACAAGAUCACUCAACUAAAGAUUGAGAACAACCCGUUUGCAAAAGGCUUUCGUGGAAGCGACGACAUGGAAUUACACCGGAUGUCCAGAAUGCAAAGUACCAAAGAGUACCCUGUUGUGCCUCGCAGCACGGUGCGACAGAGGGUCGGCUCCAGCCACAGUCCGUUCAGCGGGGACGUCCAGGGCAUGGCCACACCCAGCACCCUGAGCUCCCAGUACUCCCAGUGUGAAAACGGGGUCACAAGCACCUCCCAGGACUUGCUGCCUCAGUCUGGCUCCUACCCACUUCCACAUGAGCAUGGACAAGAUUACUGCAUCAAGAGAAAAGUUGAUGAUGACUGUCAUUCAGGCGAACACGGCUAUAAGAAGCCAUACCUGGAAAGUUCUUCCAGUGAGGAGGACCACUACUAUCGUCCCGUUGGCUACCACCAGAGCCUCAGCCUCGCCAGCGGGGCUUACCGCAGCGAGUCCAGCCAGCGGCAGGCCUGUAUGUAUGCCAGCUCCACACAAGGUGCAGAACCCGUUCCCAGUUUGGAGGACAUCAGCUGCAACACGUGGGCCAGCGUCUCUCCUUACGGCAGUUGUUCUGUCACCACCAUGCAGCCGAUGGAGAGGCUCCCCUAUCAGCAUUUUUCCGCUCACUUCACCUCAGGGUCUCUGGUGUCCAGACUAGGAGGGGUGGGGGGACACGGCUCUCCACAGCUGGGUGAGGGCCACCAUGCAGCGAUGUACCAGAGCUCCAUGGCCCAUCAGACUCUGGGCCGCCAGUGCAGUCCUGGAGCUGGGAUCCAGUCACCGACAGCUGGCUUACAGGGAAACGAGUACCUCUAUGCACACGGCAUACCACGCACUCUAUCGCCACACCAGUAUCACUCUGUACAUAGUGUAAGCAUCAUGCCAGAGUGGAGUGAGAACAGCUAAGAAUCGAACAAUUGCAAACAUUGAAGGGGAAAAGGAAGAAAAUGGACCAAAUAAAGCAACAUUGGGUCAGUUAUAUUUAUAGUUCCAAAGACUUGUUGCAGUUAAUCUUAAAAGGAACAAUAUUUCUUCACUGAGGGAAGUUGAUAUUUGUUGGGUGAUUUGCCAGGAGAUAAGUGCGUAUCUUAUCAAGUAGGAUGUUUUAGCAGAAUCUGCACUUAUAAACAAGCAACAUGAACACAAACAAACAUUGGGCUGGACCAGAACACUCAUGAAGUCUGCUCAAGUGCAGAGAAAGCUGACACUGAGCAGAUCAGAAAUGCUUCGGAUGCUUGGCCAGGAGGCUCCAGGUUAAAGGUGUUUUUUCUGCAGCAUUUUGUUUUGAAUGAUAGCAAAAAGCUGUUGUAUUUCCUGAAUGUUUGUCCUUUCUCACAUUUUCCCAACCAGACAGUUUCUAUGACAUUUUUGUAGCAUAUUUGCCUUGUAAAAAAAAAAAAAAAAAAAAACUAAUGACAGGACUUAAUGUCAGUUUUGUUGUGGCUCUUUGGUCAGUGUGUUCUUUCCUUUAAAUCAGACAGAUGGUUUUAUUUGCUUAUAGAUAGAAUCAUUUAUUUACAUUCAAGUCAAAUACCUCAUCAAUUUUAUUAGGUUUAUGAGACAAUAUCUUGUAAACAUACAUACCUCUUAAAUAUUCUCACAAUUCACUCCAGUGAAUUUAUUGGGAUUUUAUGAAUUAGCCCAACAGAAAGUAGUGCAUAAUUGUGAAGGUGUCAUAAAAAUGAUGCAUGGUUUUCAAAAUGCUUUACAUAUAUAAAUCUGACACAUUUGGAGUGUGUAAUCAUUAGGAGCUAUUUUUUUUUGCACACCCAGACUGAAUCUGAUUGUUUAAAACGCUUAAUUACAAUUAAAUUAGAGCUUCAAGGAGAAGGCAUCACAUGUUCUUGUAUUAAAAAAGAAAAGCCAAAUGUAGUAUCAUUUGAUUUGACAUGUUUUGAAAUAAACAUGGAAUACUUAAAGGGUUCUAAUUUCUGUAGUAGUGUGAUCUUUAAUUUCAGGAUCAACAAUGGGAUACGUUGAUGAACUUUUGUAGGUUAACAGUUUCCAGGCUAACAGUUCCCCCGUCUGAGAUAAUGUCUGGCGUGAUCAAUUUUCCAUCUCACCUAGAGUUUUUCCGUAAGACAUGCAGGUAGCCCCUACAUGUCUUGUGCAAACAAGAACAUACCAACAGGACUUCUUGUGGGGUUUUUUCACCAAUGACUUUCUUGCAACUCUUCCAUAAGGGCCAUAUUUGAAGAACCCACAUGUCAGAUUCUCAAAGCUAAACUGUGGGCCUCUUUAGCUAUCCUUGAGUCCGUUAAAGGGAUGGUCAACUCCCUUUAACUAUCCUGUAGCCCUUGAUUAAUUCUCUCCCUGUCUGGCCAGUUGAUUUAAUUUGAUCUCACUUUGUGAGUUUGCAGUUGAGCCAUAGACUUGAUGAUGAAAUGAAAAAUGUUCCAGAAGUUUUUUAAAUCUUGGGACAUUGUUUAUCACAACACUGCUUGAAACCUAACAGGCAUGUGAAGCGUUUUCUUCCAUGUGUCCAUGUAAUUUAUACAAGUUGAAUUUUUGAAUGAAGUCGUGUAUCUUUUCCUGUUCACUCCACAAUUAUGCACAAUUUUAUUUUUAUUCAAACCCAGAAAAUCCCAAUGAAAUAUCCAGUAGCUGUUUCUGCAAUAAAGAAAACUUCAAGGGGUGUUAAUAGUUCAUCGUCGCAGAGGCCUUUAUCACACCUAUUGCUGCUGAGUGCAUUCAAGAUUUGAUAGGCAAGGCAAUAUCAUGCCGAUUCUCUCCCAAACAUAUUCUAGGAAAAGCUACAGGUGGAACCUAUUUUUUUGUGCAUGAAAUUAGAUUAAAUUAGGAUUUCUUUGUAGUUUUCUUUUUGCUCCAGUAAUUAAGCCAAUAUUCAACCAUCUUUUAUUCCUGGGGUUCAUUUGGCUUCUUCAAUCUUAGGACUGCCAUUGCAGCGUUAGUGGAGUAUGAUUUUUAUAUGAUUGUGUCAAACUGUCCCUUGCAGUAAAUAUGUAAACGAUAUGCAUUCUAUGCAUACUAUACCAACCUUUCACCAGAAUCCCACUGUAAAACUUUUGAAUUAGCCCUUCAAAAAACUUUUAAAUAAUACAUUUUUAUUAAAUAAAUGAAGGAUAUAGACUUAUCACGUUUGAAAUAAUUUGUUUAUGAAUGGUGGUUUGUAUGAUAACAAAUUGCCGCUCUUAAUAAUAAAUAGCUAUGAGUCAGGUUGACUAAGAUGGUCCUCAUGUUGAGUUGUAAUGAUGCACACAAUGAAGCUGCUAGUGCACAAAGAAGGCAUAAGCUUGAUACACAACAUUUUGCAUUGGUGAGGAGUUUAAAGAUUAAAUCAGAAAAAGCAAAAAGAUCUAAAAAUAUUUUAAAGAAACCUACGAUAAUAAAUUUUUUUCAGGACGGAAAAGAACAAGAUUUUCAGUAUAUAACAGGAAAGCUGAAUGGAUUUAAACAAAUGGGAUCAUUUGGGGUUUAAAUUUUAUUAGGAUUAUGCAAGAAAAGUGCUUUCUUUGUGAUGCUAAUUGUGCUAAACACCUUGAUUCCUAAUAUAAUAAGCAAAACAUUAAUUCCAUCAUUGUCAUUGAUAGCAACUGCUCACUUGCAAAUGUAGCAUGAAGUAAGUUUUGCCCAUAAUGAAAAGAAUAGUAGCCCCUAAAGAUGCUAGCUUUUGCAGAAUCCAGGAAUCACAAAUUGACUCCAGGAUUUUAAUCGCAGACUCCAUAAUAACAUUUAGAAAGAAAAUUUAAAUAUUGUGCAUGUUAAAGAAACAUAACUCUUUGUAACCCGUUCCCAUCUCAUUCAUAUUGCAAAAGGAUGAUUGGAAACACUAUAGAAAUACCACUUUAGUUGGAGUACCCCAACUCAUUUUAUGAAGAAUAAAAAAAUAGGUUUUUAGAAUCCAAUUUGGAUUCAAAUUCAAUUACACAAGGAUAAAUAAUAUUAAAUUUUUUAAAAAAUCUUUAUAUUAUGAGCUCUUGUUCAGAGGCAGUUUAGUUCCUGAGAGCUUUCCAUUAAAAAUUUGCUUUGACUUCAGGACGUAAUGCUGUUGAAAUAUUUUAAAUCAAAUGUCAGUAGCUACAAAUGCACUUAGAUUAGCAUUUAUUUUCUUUUUUGUAUGUCAUGGCCAACAACAACAUAGUGUGUAUAACAAUAAGAUUUCUGAUUCUCUGACUGAACAUUGUAUGUUUAUACAUACCCAUGUUGUACCAAGUAAUUGUGUUUUCUCAAAUAUUUCACUUCCAACAUCAGGAAAUUACUUUCAUACAGUCAAAGAUGAAAAGUAGAAGUUGAAGCUGAAUUUGACAUGGAGCAAAAAUCUGUUUCAUAUUUGGGAUGAGUAUGUUCAAGAAUUGUUUUUUUUUUGUUGUUUGUUUGUUUGUUUUGUUUUUUUACAUUUGAGGGAAGUGUUUGUAGUUAAUAGCAUUUUUUUGUCAAUAGUAUUUAUUUUUGUAACACCACAAAUCUGCCAGCUUUGCCAGGUUUAAAAUGAUUGGCCCAGUUUAUUUUUUUAUAGUUCACUUUUUAUGAUUGUACAGGAUUUUCUAAUCAUACUUAUUUAGAACAUAGGAAAUUACUAUACAGCUGUCAAGAAGUAUCCAAGACUGAAAAAAUGAGGACAUAUCUAACUUUGUAAAUAAGCAUGUAAAUAGCAAAAUACCUGCAAUAAAUGUAAAAGUUUAAAGCA
Messenger RNA from Poeciliopsis prolifica (blackstripe livebearer), 5770 nucleotides. It is a transcript of the gene tbx5a, whose product is annotated as T-box transcription factor 5a. Gene Ontology annotation, biological process: positive regulation of DNA-templated transcription; pattern specification process; cardiac left ventricle formation. Gene Ontology annotation, cellular component: nucleus. The transcript has 9 exons. The record is from RefSeq and is a predicted model, not a curated record. NCBI's taxonomy places the organism in Eukaryota, Metazoa, Chordata, Actinopteri, Cyprinodontiformes, Poeciliidae. Gene Ontology annotation, molecular function: RNA polymerase II cis-regulatory region sequence-specific DNA binding; DNA-binding transcription factor activity, RNA polymerase II-specific. The coding region runs from base 454 to 2028 and encodes 524 amino acids.